Molecule: messenger RNA, 513 nt
Organism: Rhipicephalus sanguineus (brown dog tick)
Lineage: Eukaryota; Metazoa; Arthropoda; Arachnida; Ixodida; Ixodidae
Exons: 3
Coding region: 31-513 (160 amino acids)
Source: RefSeq, a predicted model, not a curated record
AGGCGACGGUUACGGUCAGCGCAUCCACGCAUGGCCGGGCUGAAAUCGGGAACUGUUCAGCUCAGGCGCGGCCUCGAGCGAAAGUCGACAGCGAGAGCCGUUUGCUCGAGUGCCCAUCGGCCGAGCGGCUGGCGACAGAACGAGGGCUCUGUUGACGUGGGUGAGGCGAUCGCAGCGAAGCUCGUCAAGCUGUUGUCCUCGGAUGCGGCGAGCUCGCUGCACUCAGUGCCCUUGCCUCUGCUCGAAGCACCGGACGCCGAAUUGCGGGGUGCCAAGUUGCUGGGCCUCGACCGCUUUCGGCUGCGGCCGGACGACCCGGCCCGAGUCCUGCGCACGGACAAGCACCUGCUCGUCCACAUCCCGCUGCAGGCAAGCAGUUCAGUCCCGCGUAGAAGCCAGCCGUUGCUGCGGAAGCAAAUAUCAAACCCUCUGACCACCGGACUGGUGACGGUGCUCACGCGUUUUCUCCCAUCAGUCAUCCAGACAGCGGCUGCCUCGAUGACUUACAUGUAA